Phascolarctos cinereus (koala) is the source of this 8878-nucleotide messenger RNA. It is a transcript of the gene SMCHD1, whose product is annotated as structural maintenance of chromosomes flexible hinge domain containing 1. The record is from RefSeq and is a predicted model, not a curated record. Gene Ontology annotation, molecular function: ATP binding; protein binding. Gene Ontology annotation, cellular component: chromosome. Gene Ontology annotation, biological process: chromosome organization; double-strand break repair. NCBI's taxonomy places the organism in Eukaryota, Metazoa, Chordata, Mammalia, Diprotodontia, Phascolarctidae.
GCGACGCCGCGAGGGGAGCUCGAGCUGCGGCGCCGCUGAGAGGGGCGGCCUCCGCCGCCGCCAGCGCUCCCGUCUUGUCUCCUCCCCCCAAAUAUGGCAGCGGCAGGCGGCGGCGGUGGCGGUGGCGGUGGCGGCGGCGGCGGCGGCGAGAGCGGCCGCCGCACCGUGUUUCUGUUCGACCGGCGCGAAGAGAAGUCCGAGGUCGGGGAGCGCGCGCUGCACUUGGACGAGGGCGGCGGCUUCUCGAGCUUCCGCGGUGCCGUCUGUCAGGCACUUGGGAUUUCAUCUGGGGAGAAGUUUGUUAUUACAACAACAAAUAGAAAAGAAAUUACUGUUGAUAACUUCAAUGAAAAUGUUCAAGACGGGGUCACUCUGUACUUACUUCAGUCAGUCAAUCAGUUACUGCUUUCCGCAACAAAGGAACGAAUUGACUUCUUACCACACUAUGACACAUUGGUUAAAAGUGGCAUGUAUGAAUAUUAUGCCAGUGAAGGACAAAAUCCCUUACCAUUUGCCCUCGCAGAAUUGAUUGAUAACUCACUCUCUGCUACUUCACGUAAUACUGGUAUUCGAAGUAUUCACAUCAAAUUGCUUUUCGAUGAAUCACAAGGAAAACCUGCAGUUGCAGUUAUUGAUAAUGGAAGAGGAAUGACCUCUAAGCAGCUUAACAACUGGGCUGUAUAUAGGUUGUCCAAGUUUACAAGAAAAGGUGACUUUGAAAGUGAUCAUUCCGGAUAUGUACGUCCAUUACCAGUGCCUCGUAGUUUAAAUAGUGAUAUUUCAUAUUUUGGUGUUGGGGGCAAACAAGCUGUUUUCUUUGUUGGACAGUCAGCCAGAAUGAUUAGCAAACCUUCAGAUUCUCAAGAUGUUCAUGAGCUCGUCCUCUCUAAAGAGGAUUUUGAAAAGAAGGAGAAAAAUAAAGAAGCAAUAUAUAGUGGAUAUAUUAGAAACCGGAAGCCCUCAGAUUCUGCUCACAUCACAAAUGAUGAUGAAAGGUUUCUACACAGUCUUAUUCUUGAGGAGAGAGAAAAAGAUAGUUUUACUGCAGUGGUUAUUACAGGAGUGCAACCAGAACACAUACAGUACUUGAAAAAUUAUUUUCAUCUUUGGACGAGACAAUUAGCACAUAUUUAUCAUUACUAUAUUCAUGGACCAAAAGGAAAUGAAACACAUGCUGCAACAAAAGAAGUUGGACCAUUCAACAACAUUGAUAUGGAAAUUUCUAUGUUUGAAAAAGGGAAAGUACCUAAGAUUAUCAACCUUAGAGAGAUCAAAGAUGACAUGCAGACUUUAUAUAUAAAUACGGCAUCAGAUAGUUUUGAGUUCAAGUCCCACGUAGAAGGAGAAGGUGUGGUUGAAGGAAUCAUUCGUUAUCAUCCUUUCUUAUAUGAUAAAGAGACUUAUCCUGAUGAUCCCUGUUUUCCAUCAAAAUUGAAAGAUGAUGAUGAUGAUGAUGACUGUUUUAUAGUAGAAAAAGGAGCAAGAGGGAAAAGACCCAUUUUUGAAUGUUUUUGGAAUGGAAGAUUAAUACCCUACACAAGUGUGGAAGACUUUGACUGGUGUGCUCCUCCUAAGAAGCGAGGCCUUGCACCAAUUGAAUGCUACAAUAGAAUUUCUGGUGCAUUAUUCACUAAUGAUAAAUUUCAGGUCAGCACAAAUAAACUGACUUUUAUGGAUCUGGAACUAAAGCUGAAAGAUAAGAACACUCUUUUUACAAGGAUUUUUAAUGGACAGGAGCAGCGAAUGAAAAUUGACAGAGAAUUUGCUUUGUGGUUGAAAGACUGUCAUGAGAAGUAUGACAAACAAAUAAAAUUUACACUCUUUAAAGGAAUAAUUACACGGACAGACCUUCCUUCUAAAAGAAUGCAAAGUCCAUGGGCUACAUACUCUGCAAUAGAAUGGGAUGGAAAGACAUACAAAGCAGGGCAGUUGGUUAAGACAACCAAGACACUUCCACUCUUUUAUGGAAGCAUAGUAAAAUUUUUUCUUUAUGGUGAUCACGAUGGAGAUGUAUAUGCUACAGGAGGGGAGGUUCAGAUUGCAAUGGAGCCUCAAGCUUUAUAUGAUGAAAUUAAAACUGUUCCUAUCACGAAGCUUGACAGGACAGUAGCUGAGAAAACUGUCAAAAAAUAUGUAGAAGACGAAAUGGCAAGACUUCCAGAUCGUUUAUCUGUAACUUGGCCUGAAGGAGACGAAUUGUUACCAAAUGAAGUCAAGCCUGCUGGGACCCCUAUUGGUGCUUUAAGAAUCGAAAUACUGAAUAAGAAAGGGGAAGCUAUGCAAAAGCUCCCUGGUACAAGUCAUGGAGGAUCAAAGAAACUACUAGUUGAGCUGAAGGUUAUUUUACAUUCUUCAAGUGGGAAUAAAGAAAUAAUUUCUCAUAUCAGCCAGCAUGGGGGCAAAUGGCCUUACUGGUUCAAGAAAAUGGAAAAUAUUCAAAAAUUGGGCAAUUACACAUUAAAAUUGCAAGUUGUAUUGAAUGAAAGUAAUGCAGACACGUAUGCUGGCCGGCCAUUGCCAUCAAAAACAUUUAAAUUUUCUGUCAAAGAGGGUAAACCAGAGAAAUUUUCAGUGGGCCUUCUGGAUCCUCCAUUUCGUGUUGGAGUCCCAUUCAGUAUUCCCCUGGAGUUGCAGGAUGAAUUUGGUCAUACUACUCAACUGGUAACUGAUAUUAAGCCAGUUCUUGAAGCAAGUGGCUUAUCUUUACAAUAUGAAGACAUAAGCAAAGGACCAAAUUGUGUAAUUAGGGGUGUUACUGCUAAAGGCCAUGUCAGCUCUUAUCAAGGCAAGAACUUUAGUCUGAAGGUUAUUCUACCAGGUUUGAAAGAAGAAUCUCAGAUUUUGAAAAUUAGAUUACUUCCUGGCCCUCCUCAUCAAUUGAAAGUGAAACCAGAUUCUGAUUUUCUUGUCAUUGAAAAUGGAACAGCGUUCCCAUUCCAGGUAGAAGUUUUAGAUGAAUCAGGAAAUAUCACAGCGCAGCCCAAAUUGAUUGUUCAUUGUAAGUUUUUAGGUGCUCCAAACCUUCCUGUCUACAGUGUGGAUUGUAGUAAUGCUGGAACUAGUAUUUUAACUGGACCUGCAUUUCAUGUGCAGAAUAUAAAGAAAGACCACAUACUCAAAGCAAGGAUUGAAAUACCAAGUUGUAAAGAUGUGCCAGCUGUAGAGAAGACUAUUAGAUUGCUCCCCAGUAGCCGUGUUGCAAAAUUGCAGAUAUUCAGUGUAGAAGGACAGAAGGCAAUUCAGAUCAAACACCAGGAUGAGAUCAACUGGAUAGCUGGAGAUGUCAUGCAUAAUCUCAUCUUCCAAAUGUAUGAUGAAGGAGAAAGAGAAAUUAUUUUAACGCCUGCAUUAGCUGAAAAAAUUAAGGUUAAUUGGACACCUGAGAUUAAUAAGGAACAGUUGCUGCAGGGUUUGCUACCUGAUGUACAAGUACCAACAUCUGUGAAAGAUAUGAGAUAUUGCCAGGUUUCGUUUCAAGAUGAUCAUGUGUCUUUGGAGAGUGCAUUUACUGUAAGACCACUGCCUGAUGAACCAAAACAACUUAAAUGCAAGUUAAAAGGAGGAAAAACAAUACAAAUGGGUCAAGAACUCCAAGGAGAAAUAGAGGUAAUAAUUACAGACCAGUAUGGAAAUCAGAUACAAACAUUCACAUCAAGUUGUUUAACUUCUUUGGGAAUUUCUGGAAAUGGACUUGAUAAAUCCAGUUUGAAAAUUACUUGGCAGGACAGCACACAGACUAUAAUUAUAAAAGGCAUAAAAUUUAGCCCAGGUCCUCCUGGAAACAAGGAGCUCUGCUUUGCAUGGCGUGAGUUUUCAGACUUUCUCCGGGUACAGCUAAUUUCAGGACCACCAGCUAAACUUCUCCUGGUAAACUGGCCAGAGUUAACAGAGCCUAUUCCAGUGAUAAAUGGAAAAGAAUUACCAAACCCCCUUACAAUUCAGCUUUGUGAUCAGUGGGAAAAUCCUUCCCCAGUACCACUAGUUAAAAUAAGUCUUGUGAAAGCAGCCAUCUUAAAACUUAGCCCUUCAAAUCAGCAGCAUAAAACUGAUGACAGUGGCAGGGCUGAUUUGGGAGUUUUUACUGUUUCUGCCCCUAGGGGAGAACAUACUAUACAGGUUAAAGCAACCUACAACAAGAAUUCCCUAGAAGGACCUACAAUUAGGCUAAUGGUUCUUCCAGACCCUGAAAAGCCAGUGCGUUUGAAUGUCAAAUACGAUAAAGACGUUUCUUUUUCAGCAGGAGAUAUUUUUACUGAUUUCAUGGUUAGUGUUAUUUCUGAAGAUGAGAGUAUCAUUAAGAAUAUUAAUCCCACACGGAUUUCUAUGAAAAUGUGGAAACUCUCAGGCAGUGGAAACCGACAACCAGCCAAUGUAGAAACAUUUAAUUGUAGUAAAAUAAAGGAUAAUGACAAGGAAGAGGGCUUCUUUUAUUUCAGGGAUAAAGUGAUUCCAAACAAAGUGGGCAGUUACUGCAUCCAGUUUGCUUUUAUGGUCGACAAAUCUUCUGUUCUCAACAGUGAUCAGAUUUUAGUUGAUGUCAUACCUAAUGAACCAGUCAAGUUAGUUCCUGAAUGUCUGCCAUCUACCCCGGCUGUUUCUAAUGUUCCACCUAUUGCCAAUAGGACCUUAGUCAAAGACCUGUGCCUUAACAUCGUGGAUGAACACAAUAAUCGCACUGGAACUAAUUUGAUUGGCAAGAUAAUUGCUAAAAUUAAAAGUUCUAAUGAUGAAGAUACUGAGAUUCCACUUUUUAAUGGGAAAGUUAGAGUGGUUGAAUUUCCAUUUAUCAAGGGAUCAGCUGAAAUCAAGGAUCUAGUACUGGCAGAAAAUAGCCCUGGAAGGGACAGUGCUGAGUAUUUUAUUGUUUUUGAACCUCAACUACCAGCUUUAUCAAGAGCAUUGGAACCAUACCGUCUACCAUUUAUGUUUUAUAAUGACUUUAGGAAGCAGCAGCAGAUGGCAACACUUACAAAAGAGAGAGACCAGCUGUCUCAGUCCAUUGUUCUGUACCGAAAUUUAUUUGAUGCCAGCCAUCAGCUUAUUAAUGAAAUGAAAUGCCAAGCCCAAGAAGCAGGGUCAAAAGAAGUCCAUUUGAGAAAUGAGCUAAAAAAACAUCAUAUAAACAUUCCAACACCACCACAGCUGUCUCAUAUUGAUAUGCUUCUGAAACAAAAGUUAUCAGAACAAGAGGGACUAAAGAAGCAACCUAGGAGAUCAUGUACUCUUCCAAACUGCCCUAAAGGCAAUCCAGACAUUUUAGGAAAGAUUGCACACUUGGCACAGAUUGAAGAUGAUGAAGCUGCAAAGGUUAUUUCUUGGCAUUUGGCAAGUGACAUGGACUGCGUGGUUACUCUGACCACUGAUGCUGCACGUAGAAUCUUUGAUGAAACUCAGGGUCGACAACAGGUGUUGCCACUUGAUUCUAUUUAUAAGAAGACUCUUCCAGAUUGGAACAGGCCUCUUCCUCAUUUACGAAAUGGAAAAAAUUAUUUCAGACCUAUUGGUAAUCCAGUAUUUGCCAGAGAUUUGUUAACAUUUCCAGACAAUACAGAUCAUUGUCAAACAGUGUUUGGGAUGCUAUUAGGAGAUACCAUCAUUUUGGACAAUUUGGACGCUGCCAACCAUUAUAGAAAAGAGGUUGUUAAAAUCACCCACUGUCCUACUUUGCUAACACGAGAAGGUGAUCGAAUUCGCAGUAAUGGAAAAUUUGGAGGCCUACAAAAUAAAGCUCCUCCAAUGGACAAACUUCGAGGGAUGGUAUUUGGUGCCCCACUUCCAAGACUCUAUCAGACCCUGGGUGUCCACAUAGAUCUUCUUCAGCAAUAUCGUUCAGCAGUGUGCAAACUCAAUAGUGUGACUAAGGAACUUAAUGCUCAAAUAGACUACCUUAAUACUCCAGAUAUGCAGAAGAAAAAACAGGAGCUUAGUGAACAGGAGAAAAAUCUGGAACGAAUAGAACAGAAACUAGGUAUGACUCCAACAGGUAAAUGUGAAUUAGUCCGUCAGGCAGCUAAACUCAAUAUGUCAGACAGCCCAAUCCCACCUAAAAGAAUGAGACGGGAAGCAACAAAAAAACUAAAUCGGCUCAUAACCAAAUCAGAUGUGUGAAAGUUGACAGAGGGACUGUUGGUCUCACUAAGAAUGCACUCACUUCUGCAGCUCUGCUUCAGGAGACCAAGAGGGUGACUUACCAGACUGAAUAUUUCUGGGGACAAUUCAAGUACCAAGGACAUGAAUUUCCAUGUCUGUCCAGAUGGGGCUGGAAGCAUCCAUUCAAAAGAGGGAAUUUCGUUGGACAGUGUGGUCUUACUGGAAGUAUCCCAGUCAUCUUAUAGCUCAUUUGUGAUAUAUUGCAAAUGUGUCAAAGGAGACUGUUAGGUCUACACUUCGCAAAUGUGGCAGUGAUUAUAAACCUGACACAAGGCAAUUUUUCAUCCUGAAGAAAAUACAUGCUGAAUUCCAGUAUAAUUACCAUGGAUGUUGUGGAGAGAUGUUUAAUGAUGACAGACGUUUUGAAAAACUGGACUAGUUUGAACUUAAUGAAAAUGUUUCAGCUAUUGUGAACUAGGGAAUUUACUCCAGAGAUAAGGUUGUUGUAAGGUAUGAGAGGAAACCGUUAAUGCAGAGUUCAGGGUAAGAAUGUAAAUCCACAGGUGUUUGGUAAUUCAAAUGUUAUGAUGCUUCAGAAAAACCAUAAAAGUGACCACAGUGCACAUGCAACAUGGUAGUGUUUUAAAUUCUAGCUGCUUAUCCUAAUAUGUACAGUAUGUGCAGUGUGCGCAAUUUUUUAUAAGGAAUCAUUUGACUUGAUGCUUGUUUUUAUAAAUUCUCAGCCUUAAUGCUACAUUAACAUUGUUUUUGUAAUUUUUGUUACUCUUUUUUAAAAGGUCAGGGAAAGUAAAAUUCCGCAUUCAUGCAAUAAAUUACUGUUUUAAAAAACCAUUGCUGAAACAUUUAGAAUGUGUUGUCCAGCUAGUAUGUAACAGUAUAUGGAAUCUUUGUCCACAAAAGCAUUUUUCAAGUAAAAUCAGCUGUUUUGUGUAUUUAUCAGGAGUUAUUUCAGGGGACAUUUAUGCAUCCCAGCAAAUGUGUGGUUUUCUACCUUUCUGAACAUGCAGCAAAAUGAGAAACAAUUAUGUUUUCUCUCUUUUGAACAGGUACUGUUUGUUUUAAAAAAAUAAAAAUUUGAGAUCACCAAGUCAUUGUGGUUAGAACCAUUGUGAGAUGACUUAUUCUAUUCUUGUUUAAGCUGGUAAUAUUAAACAACUCUUACUAUUAAAAUUAUUUAACUGUUUAAGUUAAAUUUACAUAUCAGUACAGCAAUAAUAGAGAAAUAUUCAACCUUUGUUAUAGUUUUGUUCCUUUGAUGUUAGAAAAAUCUAAAAACUGUCAAGAAGAAUAAGCAUAUUAUUGCUUAUGACCAACAUAAAUUUUAGGAGCUAUUUCCCUAAAAUCUGAAGGUUGUUGCUUUUCAUCAUUUCCAGGUUCUCCUACCUGUAACUAUGUGCUAUAUCAUAAUAUCUAAAACAAACAAAAAAACCUUUUAAAGUUUCUUUAGAAAUUACCCCAUGGUCACCUAAAAUUUUGUUUGAGAAGUAUAAAAAGGUAUUGUAUGUCAUCAGUAUGGGGAGUUAAAUAUUGCUGAAAAACAUUAGAUUUUAUUAAUCCUUCCAAUACCAAACAAAUCUAAAGCUUUAUUGCAUUUUUUUAAUUAAUGAAAAAAUGAUAUCUCAAUGGUCAUGCAAGACUUGAUUGUUAAGAUUUACCUUCAGUCAAGAAAGAUCUCAUUCUUUUCCAGCGGCAUUUGCUGGGGGAGAGAGGGAAGAGUGUUUCUGUCCCUUUUGCAUUUAAAUGUAACUGAAAGUCAUAUUGUGUGUAAGUAUUAAGACACUGUAUACUAUGUUCUAAACUUGUAAAAAAAAGAAAAGUAGAAAUGAUUUUAUUUAUAUUGCACCAGAACCAAUAAUAGAAAUUUGGCUUAAUUAUGGGAAAAUAAGCAGAAGCACAAGGAUUUUAUUUCUAUCAAUUAAAAGUCUUAAGUUCUCGUUCUUCUUUUAAGUUGUUCUUCUUUUGUAAAGAAGAAAACUGGCAGAAGUGAAUACUUUAAAGAUAGCAUUCACACUGCACUUUUAAUACCCAUCCAGACCAAUGAAUAUUUAUCAUAAUAUUUGUCCUAAUAAACCUAACAUCUGUCAUAAGUACAAUAAAGAAAAGUGGACCAAUAUUUUUUGAAUAUCAAAAUGAAGAUUCUUAGUAGUAAAAUGUGUGGAUUUUGGAAACAAGAACUUGUUCUGUUCUCUUUAGUUAAAGAUAAACUUCUGGUGCAUAUUUGCCGUUAUUAACCUUCCAUCACUUCUUUUGCAUAUUACUUUGGGUAUGUAUUUUUGUGCAGCUUUACAGUAAAUUUGUACUUGUAAAAUUGAAAUUAUAUUUAUUUAAUUUUCAUUAAAAGAAUUCAAUAUUCUAAAGAAUAUUACCAUCUGUUUAGCAAUUGCUGUACAGAUUGUUAGUAAGAGGGGAAUAUUUGGUUUUUAAAAUUAUGUGGGUUUAUGUUUAAUUGCUAUUUAAAUAUUAGUACCCCAAAUAAUAAGACAUUUCCAUUUUAUACUUUUAGCCCCUUUGUGACCUGGUCACACAGUCACUAAGAAACAAAACAAAAGAAAAAUAAUUAUAUUUUUAGUACAUAAUUUUGAAAGGCUAAUGCUUUAAGUACAGUGUUUGAAAUCUGUGUAAUUUUGUAUCAAAGUGUCAUUAAUGCUUACUUUGUGGGUAUGAUAGUUGUACUCCAUAUAUUUCACUUGUUAAAUAUUUUCAUGCAAAAAAGAGAAAUCUUCGUUACAUAUAUAAUCAUUUAUAAAGAUUCUUGUUUUUGCCUAUA